Pleurotus ostreatus (oyster mushroom) is the source of this 771-nucleotide messenger RNA. RefSeq lists its product as uncharacterized. The coding region runs from base 1 to 771 and encodes 256 amino acids. NCBI's taxonomy places the organism in Eukaryota, Fungi, Basidiomycota, Agaricomycetes, Agaricales, Pleurotaceae. The transcript is spliced from 6 exons. The record is from RefSeq and is a predicted model, not a curated record.
AUGCCGCGGCAUAAGGUCGUUGUCAUUAAUUUUGAGUCGUUGUUGACAUCUAUCCGCCUCCAUAUGCCCGAGAGCCUUUUGAAGGCCACUGAAGCUGAGGUGCCACGACUAGAUGACGUAUUGCAAGACUUAAAUGGUUUCGUCGGAACGCAGACAGAGUCUGGUGCGCGCGUCUUCAUUAACCAAUGGCUUAUAGCUGUCAAGCGCAUCCUUCGCAACGAGUUUGCUGCCUUUGUCUGGACGGAGUUGUGUCUGUCAUCUGCUUCGGCACAACCUGUUCAUAUCGAAGAAGAUAACCAAACAACCUUCUUGACCGGUGUGAUAGACUAUGGACUUGCGUCCAUGCGGAUCACGAUGGUGGAGGAGGAAGAAACGGUAAUGCAACAAAGGAUUUCAAUCAUGAAUGAACUGCAAACCAAGAGAAUCGUCGGGGUGUUUGGGCAGCAUCGUGUCACCUUUGUCAUAAUCGAGGCAAAAAAUGACCGAGAACGUCUUGAAACACACAUCCCCCAGGUAGCCCUGCAGUGUGUCGCUCUCGAGGAGGAAUGGACGGAGGGCGGGUCGAAGAUAGUGGCCUUCUGUUUAGCUAAUAGUAAACGAUGGAUGUUUGGGGUUGUCGACCGUGUCUCCGGGCGGAUCUUUCAUACAAAGGAGCAAAAUGUUACCCAGGAUCUACUCCAAAUUCUUCUCGGUUUGGUUUUCUGGGCUUCUAAUUCCUCGCAAGACAUCCUUAUUACGAUUCUAUUAGCGAUAAAAGCUUGUGUACAAUAG